CUCUCACCCAAAACUUUAUUCACAGUGCUGGCUGAACUGUAAGGGAUCUAAUCUAUCUCAUACACUGAAAAAACUGCGCUAUUUUCUUUGAUUCUGCGAAGAAAUCCAAUCAAACCAAAUGCUUCUUCUACAAAGCGCCAUCCAAACCCUACCCUCUUCUUGCUUCAAGCAUCACACUGCUUUUCUGCUGCCAAAGUCUUUGUUUCCCAGUCUUGAUUUGAGGUUUCAUUUGGGCAGCAGUCCCAGAAAGGCCUCAAUUUUUACUGCCAAAACAACAACUCGGGCCACUCUGUUUGAGACCCCAGUGUUGUGGGCUGGAAGAGUUGCCAUCUUCUAUGCCCUCCUCAAAGCUGGCUUGGCUGGAUCUCCUUCUAACCCCAUUCUUUCAGAUUUUGAGAAUGCUGAGGCUGAUGAUUUGGGUCUUGCUAAUUGGUUUGAUCAGUUCAAAAGAAAUCCAGAUAGGGAAGCUGCUGACAGAAGGAAAUUAGUAAGCAAAUGGCAUCCAACAACUAAGGGGACCCUCAGACGCAAUUACCGGAUCCCAUCAAAAUCUGAAGGGAAACGCCUUCUCAGAGCCGUUGCUUCCUUACUAUCAGAUGAUGACCAUUUUAGAGAUGCCACUUCUCACAAGGGUUGUCAGAUAAGGAGGGAGAGUGCUCACGGAGAAAGCGUGUGUUGCAAUAACGUGAGAGCUCUGUUCGAUGAGCUCCCAACCCCGCACCUAAUUGUAGAGAUCACGCCUUUCCCUGCUGGACCUCUAACAGAAAACGACUAUACCAAAGCCGAGAAAGUGGAGAGGGUCCUGAGAUCCGGCCCUUCUGUUUGAAGAACAACCACUGUGUUAAAACUCUUUGGUGUGUACUGUUCAUUUGAAUCACUCUGUAUAUAUCCAUAUCUAGCAUCAAAACCCUUUAACCAGUAUACAAUUUGGGGAUGUUAACUAUCUUUACCAAUUACCAUGAUGCAUCACAUCAAUUCCUAGUUUUCUGUUGU
Messenger RNA from Ipomoea nil (Japanese morning glory), 993 nucleotides. RefSeq lists its product as uncharacterized. Gene Ontology annotation, cellular component: chloroplast envelope. Bases 119 to 826 code for a protein of 235 amino acids. The record is from RefSeq and is a predicted model, not a curated record. NCBI's taxonomy places the organism in Eukaryota, Viridiplantae, Streptophyta, Magnoliopsida, Solanales, Convolvulaceae. The transcript is spliced from 4 exons.